AUGCAAUCGGUCUCGGACCCCGAGGCGACGCAGCAGCACUGGGCGGGCGCAGAGCUGCUGGUGUGUGCUGUGAUCCAGCUACUGCUAGUGAAUGUCGCCUACCGCAUUGACUGCAUGCGUGAGGCGCCGCUGCUGUCGACGUCGUCGUGGGCCAUUUUCUGCGGCCUCGUGAGUGGCGCGCUGCUCGCGCUUGUGUCGAAGAAGCGCGUGUACGACGCUGGACUGGACCCGCAGAUUCUCUUUUUAGGCCUCGUGCCACCCAUUAUCCUCGAUGCAGGGUUUAACACCCAGCGAAAAGGGUUUUUCAGCAAUUUCUCGGCGAUUUUGCUGCUGGCGAUCGUCGGCACGUUAGUCGCAACGUUUGCCACUGGUGGGAUCCUCAUCUGGCUGGGCCACAUGGACAUUAUCACGCAAUUGACGUCCGCCGAAGCGUUUCUGUAUGGAUCGCUGAUCUCGGCCAUUGAUCCCGUUGCGACGCUCGUUGUGUUUCGGAAGUGUCGAGCGCCCUCGAUGCUGUUCAACCUCGUGUUUGGCGAGAGUGUGCUGAAUGAUGCAGUAGCAAUUGUGGUCUUUACGCUGUUCCAGAAUCUCAUCAACGGUGGCAAUUCGGACGUGACUACUCAAGUAGCUGUGGGCAUGGUGUCUAGUUUGAUGGGCAUUAUUGUGGGCUCGGUCGCUCUAUCUGGCGUCAUUUGCUACUCGUCCGCCUACUUCUUGCGGCACUCGGAUCCAGCACUGCGUCAGUACCCAAUGUACGAGAUGUCCAUCAUCUUGCUCAGCUGCUACGCGAGUUAUUUGGCAGCUGAUGUUUUCAAGCUCAGUGGACUACUGGCCGUGUUCUUUAGUGGCGUGUUUAUUCGGCACUAUCACAUGUACAACAUCUCGGAAACCAGUGCGUUUGCGUUCAGGCAAUUGCUCUCGACGAUGGCGUUUCUGGCUGAAAACUUCAUCUACUUGUACCUCGGGUUGAGCGUCUUUGCGUACCAAGAUUCACUAGUUUGGGACUGGGGGUUCAUUCUUGCCACCUUUGGUGUCUGCCUUGUAGCAAGAGCGUUCAACACGUUCCCGCUAUGCUUCUUGGCCAACUGCAAACGCACGAAGCAACAGAAGAUUCCGUUCAAGUACAUGGUCGUGAUUUGGUUUUCGGGGCUGCGUGGUGCCAUCGCCUUUGCUCUGGUGCUCAACGUGUCGACUGGCAAUCCCGUGCACGCGGCAAUUCUCAAGAGCUCGACGCUUUUCCUGGCGCUGUUUACAACGGUCUUUUUCGGUAUGGCGACGGGUCCACUACUUCGCGUUCUGAAGCUCACGGGCGAUCUGGAGCAGGAUAUGUCUACCAAAGAGGACGUCGACGUCGUCGAUGCUUCUGCUGAGAAUGAAGCGCUCGUGAGCGCACCACUGUAUCCGCCAGACUCGUGGAGUGUGCACAGUAGAUGGAUUGAGCUCGACGAGAAGUACCUGAAGCCCAUCUUUGGUGGGAAACCUCGUUGUACAAGAAAGGAUGCCGACCAAGCGACGUAUGCGUCGAUCGAGAAUGAGAGCUAA
This is a messenger RNA of Hyaloperonospora brassicae, 1542 nucleotides long. The record is from the annotation of a GenBank genome assembly. Lineage: Eukaryota; Oomycota; Peronosporomycetes; Peronosporales; Peronosporaceae.